AUGAGCGAUAUUAUCACUUACAUGACGAGCGGCGGGGCGGCACGCGUCGUGUUCGGAGCACGAGUGCGGUGCACGGAGCAGCGCGAGUCACACAAGCACAAGCGGAGUCGGCGGGCGACUGACGGGAGGCAAGCGGCGCGGCGCGGGGAGCUGGUGCGCGCGCACCCCUCCCCCCUCCAGCCCAACAGCCCCUCCGCUGUCCCAUCAGCCCCCCGCCGCCACCCCGCCCGCCGCCUGGCUUAUCACGCCGCGCGGCGCGCCGCUUCCUUUCUCCUCGUGCAGUUGCGAGCUUUUCGCCACUGCCACACUUCCGUCCGCCCCGUCGAUUGUGUACUUUUAACCGAUGCAGCCGCUGCUAGUGGCGCUACCGGUGCGCUGUGGGUGGAAGGGGUGUGGGAGGGGUGUGGGCGGAGGCGCGGGCGCAGGCGAGGCGCGGUGAAAGUGCGCCGCGAAACGGGUUUGCUGUCGCGUGACCCGUCCGAGGACACGAUACGCGGAGCACUCCGCCAAACGCAUACCUAUUUAAAACGGGAACACGCCGCAUUCCCCCCACUUCCCCCGCCGCUCCUAAACCCCAAUCGCCUCCGAUGGUCAUCAGAACGAAUAACCAAUAAAUUCCGCUCCGGCUGCCUUCACCUUCCG
Messenger RNA from Iphiclides podalirius (scarce swallowtail), 642 nucleotides. The record is from the annotation of a GenBank genome assembly. Lineage: Eukaryota; Metazoa; Arthropoda; Insecta; Lepidoptera; Papilionidae.